UGCCAAGUUUAUUAGAAGCAUCUCCCUCAACUCAGGAGAAGCAUUUCCUGACCUAAGGGGGAUUCAGAAAGAGACAGCAUAGGAAAACAGUCAGAAAAUAGACUGAGAGAAAGGGUGGUGGGAGAGAACAGCACACAGGAUAUACAGAAAUAUUUAGGCUGGAAAACAGAGAGAGAGAGAGGGUACCAAAGUACAGUGGGGUAUACUAUUGGAGGCAAAGCAAAAUAAAGGUAUUUUGUGACCCCAGAGCAGAUGCUAAGGAAAAUAAAAACAGAAGUUAUUCAAUGAAUUCUGCAUCAAGAGAAGAAAAUUAGUACCAAGGAAAGAAAGGGAAGGGAAUAAGACACACAAAGAAGAAAAAAAAGUUUUUUAAAGUGUACUCAUCUCUUGGGUUCAAACUUCUGAUUCUUCAUUCAGGACUUUUUACUUCAUCCGUGGUUCCUCUAUGUACAAAAUGGAUUAUUCUUACCUCAAUUCCUAUGAUUCCUGCAUGGCAGCCAUGGAAGCCUCUGCCUACGCUGACUUUAGUUCUUGCAGCCAGGCAAACUCUUUUCAGUACAACCCCAUCCGAACCAGCUUUGGGGCAAACCCAGGCUGCCCACCUCUCACUCCAGCUAACUGCACAUUGGGUUCCCUAAGAGACCACCAGCCUUCUCCAUAUUCUACAGUACCAUACAAGUUCUUCUCAGACCCAGGUGGUCUAAACGAAAAGAGAAAACAGCGGAGAAUCAGAACUACAUUUACCAGCUCUCAGCUGAAGGAACUAGAGCGAGUAUUUGCAGAAACACAUUACCCUGAUAUCUACACAAGAGAGGAGUUGGCACUGAAAAUAGAUCUCACAGAAGCCCGGGUUCAGGUAUGGUUUCAAAACAGACGUGCCAAAUUUCGAAAGCAAGAAAGAGCUGCUAAUGCAAAGAGUGGUGGCAGUGGUAAUUCAUCUGGGAAAAAAAAUGAUGCCAGAUCCUCUUCUGAAGAUGAUGAGUCAAAGGAGUCCAACUGCAGCCCAACCCCUGACAGCACUGCUUCUCUACCCAUGGCAAGCAGCCUGAACAGCCCCGGGGGCAGCCUAAGCCCUAGUCCUGUAAGUGUAGGUGGCAUCGGAAAUAAUAUGGCAUCACAAGUUUUAAAAGCUCCUGCCUGGCCUGGGGUAACCACUAGCACUGCCCCCAACACAGCUGAUAUCUUAAAGGCAUGGCAACCAACUGAUGCUAUGCCUGGACCAUUUGCUGGAGUUCUUUCUUCCUUUCACAGAAAACCGAACGCACUCAAGACAAAUUUGUUUUAAGAAAUGGGAAGCGUAAGCCGACCUUGUUUUGACUUAUUGGUAGUGCUGCCAUUUGUGGAACUGGCCUUUAGAAUUUCUUUUUCUUGGAGGAGAUAGAGGUCUAAAGCAAAAAUGACUUUUCAUGGAUUUCAUAAUAAAAGACAAUGACUGGAUUGAAUCAUUUGUUAGUUUGGAUGAAUAUUUGUUAAUAAACUGAAAGCAAAGUCCAAAUUAAUAAAAAAAGAUCCACAGUGCCAGAGCUACAGAAGACAGUGAAACUUUGCUUCUUCCAUUGCUCUCUAAUUGUAUUUAAGUGCAGAGCAUCCAGAAUGUUCUAUUGGUCACAAGUCAACGGUGGGUAAAGUACUCAGUGUCACCAACACAGUGAUGUCUGCCUUGAUAUCCUAUGAUCUCGUCUACUCAGAAAAAAACAAUGCAUCUCAACUACAUGGGUAACUCUUGCCACAGGGUAAUAUAUAAUCCUUGGUAGCUUAAAUCCUUGUUGUACACCUGGACACUGAAUUCCUGCAGAAAAUCAUAGUGAAAAAUUCUCUGAAUUAAAUAAAGCAGGAAAAACUUUACCCUGUCCCCAACAGAAUGACACUUCACGUUACACUGUAUUUCUAAUGUGUCCUGUGGUCAUACAGAGUACUCUACCUGAGUCCAUACUGGACUCUGGAAAUGCAGUCUUAGUACUAAUCAAAAACACACACACAAUAUUUAGAGUUUACCUUUUGUCAUAUUUAACAUGGAAAUAUUUUACCAUCUGCAUGUUUCUUGACUCAACAGAUGCAAAGCUUUACAGUUUGCUACUGUUACCUCUAAGUAAUUUGUAUCCCCAAAAGAUUUGCCAUCCUUUAUAACAACUUUGUAUUGUAUUGUAACCAAAAGAUUUACCAACCCUUAUAACAAUUUUGUACUGCAUUAUACAAUACUAUUUCUUACUCCUGGCAACAUCCUCAUAUUAUUACUUAUAUUCAGCUCCAACACUGAGACAGAAACUUUGAGGGCAAUUUUAGUGGUGCUAAAAGUGUGUGUGUGUGUGUGUGU
Molecule: messenger RNA, 2314 nt
Organism: Protopterus annectens (West African lungfish)
Lineage: Eukaryota; Metazoa; Chordata; Ceratodontiformes; Protopteridae
Gene: PHOX2A
Product: paired like homeobox 2A
Exons: 3
Coding region: 446-1285 (279 amino acids)
Biological process (GO): regulation of transcription by RNA polymerase II
Molecular function (GO): DNA-binding transcription factor activity, RNA polymerase II-specific; RNA polymerase II transcription regulatory region sequence-specific DNA binding
Source: RefSeq, a predicted model, not a curated record